UGCUUGUUCUAAAACAGCAAGAUAAAUCGAUCUUGUUUAUCAGUUAUUUUUGACGUAAGGAUUAAAGAUGCGGUUUAUUCGUUCAGGUAUAAUUUUGAUUUGACGCAAGAUCAAAGUUUAUCGCCCGUGUAAAUUGUAAAUUUUCACAAUUAAAAUAACAUUUUGUUCGUUAUAAUUCAAGUUAAUUAUCGUGACGUAGAGGGCAAUGCAGAAACUUGAUGACCUUGUUUGUGUUAUUAACAAGUAUCUGUCAAAACAAUAUCUGACAACAACAGUUUAUCAGUGCCCGAUGAUUUAUUUCUAUAGCAUUUGCAUUUAUCUAGUAAAUCUAUAAGCGAUUCAGAUUUUCUUGGAGGAAGACUGGUCUGAAUUUGAGAUAAAAAGCUUUACAUUAUGGCAGCGGAAAGAUUGAGGGUCAUACAAUCGCAUUUAAACGCGCCUCGUUUGAAUCCUACGAAUAAACUAAUUGCAAGAAACACAUCUGAUAAUUUUCAAUACACGUUGGACAACAAUUUGCUGACUCAUGAUCAAAGGGUUUUCUAUGAAGAAAAUGGGUACAUCGUUAUUCCCCAAUUAAUAGAAGAGGAACUUCUCUCACUUUGCUGCAAGCGGUUUGUUGACCUUUGUGAAGGGAGGGUUCCAAAGGCUAAUAUGACACUGAUGAAGGACAUCUCACUGGCAAAAUUAGGCGCUAAAGGAGAAUUCCUUUACAAUAAAGCACAGGACAUUCUUUUUGAUGAUGUCUUUGAGAAAUAUAUACUCCACCCUUAUCUUUUAGACUACAUCUCUUGCUUCACUGGCCCAAAUAUAAAGGCGGUUCAUUCAAUGUUAAUCAACAAACCACCUGACUCGGGAUCACUUACUUCCCGGCAUCCGCUACAUCAGGAUCUCUACUAUUUCCCAUUUCGUCCGGCUAACAAGAUCGUUGCUGCUUGGACAGCAAUGGAGAAAAUUACCACUCAAAAUGGCUGUCUCACUGUCAUUCCUGGUUCUCAUAAAGGAGAAUUACACCAGCAUGAUUACCCCAAUUGGGAGGGUGGUGUAAACAAAGCAUACCAUGGUGUUAAAGGAUUUGACAACAUUCCACUUACCUCACUUGAAAUGGAAAGAGGAGAUACAGUAUUUUUUCAUCCCAUUCUUAUUCAUGGAUCUGGAGCAAAUUUUACCAAGAACUUUCGCAAAGCGAUAUCCUGCCAUUAUGCAUCAACUGAUUGCUAUUUUAUCGACAUUGAGGGAACUAUACAAGAAAAUAUUGCUAAAGAGGUAGAAGAUAUAGCUAAUAAAAGAGGAGCAAAGCUCACGUUUAAGGAAAUUUGGUACUACCGGAGUAGACUUGUCAGAGGUGAGCUGGGAACUUUAUGAUUGUUUUAAAAUAAUUGUAUAAAUGUUUUAAAUAAAUUUCCAAUUGUUGUCAUAUAAAAGCUUUGUUUCUAUUUUUAUAUACAAAAGUUAUUUUUUUACUUUAUUACUUAUAUAAUUGCAUGGAAAUAGUUCAUCAUAAAUAUAAAUUUAACUAGUAUGGUUAAAAAAUUGCCAUGCUUAAAAAUUAAUUAUACUCAAUUAUUAAUUGUAAUUAAAGUCGAACUUCCCCAAACAGAGUCUCCUUUAAAUGGACAAUUUCUAAUAAACAGAUGUGGACCAAAUAGAUUUCACAAUUUAUAGAUUUGUUAAAUAAAAAAAGUCUAUAAGUGGACAGCAGAAAGAAAAGUUGCAUUACAGUGAUGUUUCAGAAAUUCUCAGCUAGAAAAAUGAUGCCAAGAGUCAUGGGGAUGAGGGGUUCAAUUUGAGUUCAUUUUUAACUUAUAUCUCUGUAUCCACUCAUAUGUUAAUACAAUAGGACUUAAAACAUUCAGUUUUGGUUUUUCUAUAAACUUUAUUCCUGCAAAAGUUUUGUGGAAAUUGUAUUUAUUAUUUUUUAAUUGUAUUGUAUUGUACUUUAUUAUUUUUUAAUUGUAUUGUAUUGUACUUUAUUAUUUUUUAAUUGUAUUGUAUUGUACUUUAUUAUUUUUUAAUUGUAUUGUAUUGUACUUUAUUAUUUUUUAAUUGUAUUCUACAAGCAACAGUUUGCUCUUGCAGUGUCAAUGUGUAUAGAACAUUUUCAGUAGUUACCGAAAAUCAUUUGAGAUAAUACAAUACUCACAAUAUUUAUAAACAGUUUUGAAAAUAAAGUAGGAAAUUAGCUGGAAAUGAUUUUAAAAAAUUCAUUGGUUUUUAUACAAAAUGUUUACAACUCAGUUUCGUAACAUUCACUGAUGGCCUUUAAUCAACAUCAUAUUUGGAGACCAAAUCUCUAUUUACCCUUCUAAUCCCAUUUCCAAAUGAUGUCCACUUCCGGAAGUUUGAAUAUGAUAAAGAUACUGUCAUAAGACAUUUAUUACAUAAUUCUUUUAUUUUAUUUAUAUUUUUGUAUGUAAAAAUGUAAGUUUUUAACCAAAUAGAUC
Molecule: messenger RNA, 2441 nt
Organism: Cimex lectularius (bed bug)
Lineage: Eukaryota; Metazoa; Arthropoda; Insecta; Hemiptera; Cimicidae
Product: phytanoyl-CoA dioxygenase, peroxisomal-like
Exons: 8
Coding region: 394-1362 (322 amino acids)
Biological process (GO): fatty acid alpha-oxidation
Molecular function (GO): phytanoyl-CoA dioxygenase activity
Source: RefSeq, a predicted model, not a curated record